Molecule: messenger RNA, 1043 nt
Organism: Archocentrus centrarchus (flier cichlid)
Lineage: Eukaryota; Metazoa; Chordata; Actinopteri; Cichliformes; Cichlidae
Gene: ebp
Product: EBP cholestenol delta-isomerase
Exons: 6
Coding region: 136-828 (230 amino acids)
Biological process (GO): cholesterol biosynthetic process
Cellular component (GO): membrane; endoplasmic reticulum
Molecular function (GO): steroid Delta-isomerase activity; C-8 sterol isomerase activity; cholestenol delta-isomerase activity
Source: RefSeq, a predicted model, not a curated record
GUUUAUGUCAACGCCUUUUAUUAGAUAGCCAUCAGUCUUUGACCUGCUGUACAUUAAAAGCUUUGCAAGUUGCAGAGUCACAAAUUACCUGUGCAGCUGGACACCCAUUUGGUGGCAACUCUCUCCGAACAGAAAAUGGACUCCUCUUCAGCAUCUGGAGCUCAUCACCCCUACUGGCCACGGGACCUUUCAAUUCCCACCUAUGUGGCCAAUAAUCGAUCAAUGUCAGAGAUUCUGGUAUUUCUGUUUUCUGUGUCUGGACUGUUUAUGCUGGUGACCUGGCUGAUCACCGGACAGGCCACCAGCAGGCUGAGGACAUGGAGGCGUCUGGCUGUGUGCUGGUUUGCUGUUUGUGGCUUCAUCCACAGUGUCAUCGAGGGCUGGUUUUCGCUCUAUUAUGAUAUAAUUCCAGGAGAUCAGAGCUUCCUGUCACAACUGUGGAAAGAGUACUCCAAGGGAGACAGUCGAUAUGUGAUUGCCGAUAACUUCACUGUUUGUAUGGAGACUGUGACUGCUUGCUUGUGGGGGCCAUUCAGCUUUUGGGCCGUGUAUGCCUUUUUAUGUAAUAAGCCCUACAGGUUUCUCCUGCAGCUCAUCAUUUCAUUAGGUCAGAUGUAUGGAGCGGUACUCUACUUCUUCACAGAGCACAGAGACGGCUACGCCCACAGCGAGCUGGGACAUCCAAUUUACUUCUGGUUCUACUUUGUGUUUAUGAAUACGCUGUGGAUCGUCAUACCGCUGGUGCUCAUUGUGGAUUCAUGGAGACAGCUGGCAGCAGCCCAGAGUCGCACAGACAACACAAGGUCACACAAGAGUAAGAAGAAGUGAGGGGAAAAACCAAAACAGACUGGGGCUGCCUGCAGAGGAUGUAAGACAGCUGGAGAGAGGAAGAAAUACAUCAUUAAAUGGUGCAACACUGUAUCUGUUGCAAUGAGUCUUAAAAUUAUGAAUGUCUUUUUUUUUUCACUUUAUGUUUUUUCUCAUGCUUCGGAGGAGCGGAGCAAAAUAAACUGUAUGUGACCACAAUGAUUUUUAGUCUUUAU